Messenger RNA from Sparassis crispa, 891 nucleotides. RefSeq lists its product as hypothetical. The transcript is spliced from 3 exons. Bases 1 to 891 code for a protein of 296 amino acids. The record is from RefSeq and is a predicted model, not a curated record. Lineage: Eukaryota; Fungi; Basidiomycota; Agaricomycetes; Polyporales; Sparassidaceae.
AUGGCUAUCCUUCGGUUUCCCGACCUUUAUGCCGAAAACACUCCGUUUCCAUUUUUUGAACUGUCGAGCGUUCAAGUCCCAGACAACUACGGCGACAUUGAACUGACGCUUACCAAUGUGACGGCUGUCCGCAAGGAACAGCAAGUCAAACAAGUUUAUCGUGCCACCGUCGAUGUUAAAUCCGGAUCCCCGGAGGCCACCGAACAAAUUCCUAGUGGGGUUAUUUGUAAGGUUGUGUAUGGCAGGCGAUCCAGGGACGCAUUGGCCGUCGAAGCCCACAUUUACGAGAUACUACGAGACCUGCAGGGCAGGUCUAUACCAUGCUGUCUUGGUCUAUAUAAAGGCGAGAUGGAGGAUGGCUUGGCGGCAUGUCUCCUGCUGGAGGAUUGCGGGCGAGAGCUAGAGAGAAAAUUGCGCUACACAGACUGGAGAUUCAGACGACAACUUUUCGAUACUUUGGAAGAGAUGCAUCGCAAAGGCAUCAAACAUGGCGAUAUUGUUGAAAACAACAUUGUGGUUAACCACGAAGGAUCGCCUAUCGUUGUCGAUUUUUCCACAGCGACGACCAAACAUGACUGUCAGUACAAGCCGCCCCUCAAAUUUGACAUUGUGGAGCCGGACGAGGUCGAAUUUGGAUGCGUCGAGCUACACAGAGCCGCUGUAUUUGCUGAUGUGUGGCUACCUCAGACAAUGCGGUACAUGGGAUCAAACAUCCCCACGCGGCGCGCGCUGACACCUGAGAUGCUUGCCGAGUCAGCGCCUCGGUGUGUCCCACCGCAGAGGGCUCUUGAGGAAGCACGCUUAUCUCUCAAGGUUUUUCGCCGGGCGCUUGCCAAGCGAGCGCAGUGCGAGCCUUAUACCUACGAAUUCGACACGAUGGGCUUCCAAUAA